Molecule: messenger RNA, 687 nt
Organism: Clonostachys rhizophaga
Lineage: Eukaryota; Fungi; Ascomycota; Sordariomycetes; Hypocreales; Bionectriaceae
Source: the annotation of a GenBank genome assembly
AUGCCUCAACGCGACGUUCUUCCUGACCAGCCAUCACAAGUGAUCGACUCGAAACUGGGCGAAGCUCAAGGACGCAAUGAAGCUUUUGAGGAUCUAGAUGACGAUCUCAUGGUUUAUGAAACUCCGCGGAACUACAGAGAUGAGGCACGCCAGGAGCGCGACCGACUCAUUGCUCAGGGCGCUGAUCCAGGAUCGAUCAUCCUCCAAAGUGAACUCCAUACUUUUAUCCCGAAAAAAGACAAUGAGUCACCAGAAGACUUUGCAAAACGCUACGUCGAACAGGUCAAUACCAUGAUCAAUCGCGGUAUUCAAAUUCUUAACGAUCAAUACAUCGCUGAUGUCGUGGCUUCUGUAUUCCAAACUGCAGACGGGAGAACAUUUGACCUGGGUCCCGGGUCUGGCGCGACGAGAAGGGAAUUUCGGGAAUUCAGCCAGUGGUUCUACGAGGCAUCGGAUAUAGGACAAUUAGAGGACGUACCGGAGAAAAUUCUACUUAUCUCGGUUCGUUCAUCUUGUGCAACGGACUCAAUAGAGACAGCUUCAUUUACGGAGAUUGUUGCCUUCGCCAAGGCCCGCAACAUUACCAUUCUUUCCGACGAGACGUACCGCCCGUUCUUCCACAACCUCUAUGAGGAAAUAGCGUUGCAGGAGCACCCAAGGAUAUAUCGAGCGAAACUCUCGGAAUGA